Molecule: messenger RNA, 957 nt
Organism: Talaromyces marneffei
Lineage: Eukaryota; Fungi; Ascomycota; Eurotiomycetes; Eurotiales; Trichocomaceae
Exons: 4
Coding region: 1-957 (318 amino acids)
Biological process (GO): L-valine catabolic process
Cellular component (GO): mitochondrion
Molecular function (GO): NADP binding; 3-hydroxyisobutyrate dehydrogenase activity; NAD binding
Source: RefSeq, a predicted model, not a curated record
AUGUCAGAUAAUAUUGCAUUCAUUGGUCUGGGGGCAAUGGGCUUUGGCAUGGCCUCGAACGUUCGGAAGAAGAUGCCACCUACUGCCAUUCUUUACAUUUACGACAUAUAUAGGCCGUCAUGUGAGCGAUUCCAUGAAGCAAUGAAGGAAUUUGGGCCCAUCACCAUUACGGAAUCACCUCGAGAUGCCGCUGAGAAUGCUGGGGCUGUUAUCUCCAUUGUACCAGGUGCCAAAGAAGUGCGGCAAGUGUAUCUUGACGAAGCAAGCGGCGUCAUUUCGUCCAAGGGCGACCCAAAUCGUGUUAUAUUAGAGUGCAGCACUAUAGACUCUCAAUCUUCUAGAGAAGUGGGAGAGGCGCUCCUGGCAGCAGGAAGAGGAAACUAUGUCGACACUCCAGUCUCAGGCGGUGUUCCAGCCGCAGACAAAGGGAUGUUGUCAUUCCUAAUUGGGCAUUCAAAACCAUCAGACACAGAUUCCGUCUCUGUCCAACUGCAGGCUAUUGCAUCUAUGAUGGGCGACCCCAAGAAGUUCUUCUUUUGCGGAAAAUUAGGUGCAGGACUUGCCGCGAAAAUCAGCAACAACUAUCUAUCAUGCUCUCUGGUACUUGCCAUUGCGGAAGCUAUGGCUAUUGGUAUUAAAUCUGGAAUUGAUGGGAAACUUCUUCACGAAGUCAUUCAUAACUCCACCGGCCAGUCAUUCAUGGCGGAUCACGUUCAACCUGCUCCAGGAAUAGUUGAUCAUGCGCCUAGCAGCAAUGACUAUAAACUCGGAUUCAAAACGCAGAUGAUGAUUAAAGAUCUCAGUUUAGGAGUCCAAGCGGGAGAAGCAACUGGCAUUGAACCAACUAUUGCCAGGACAGCAUUGAAAGUGUUUGAAAAGGCUGCUGUGGACCCGCAAUGCAUUGAUCGGGAUGGAUCGUCGGUAUAUUUGCAUAUUACGAAUCCCCCACAACAAUGA